This is a messenger RNA of Stegodyphus dumicola, 796 nucleotides long. RefSeq names its product glutamate receptor ionotropic, kainate glr-3-like. NCBI's taxonomy places the organism in Eukaryota, Metazoa, Arthropoda, Arachnida, Araneae, Eresidae. Gene Ontology annotation, cellular component: membrane. Gene Ontology annotation, molecular function: ligand-gated monoatomic ion channel activity. The record is from RefSeq and is a predicted model, not a curated record.
AAGAUGAAAAUGAAGACAAUAUGCAGAGCAAGGAAAUGACGUGGAAGGAAGCGCACGAUGAACUGCAAACUUUCAUAAGGUUUGCCAAGAAAUGUGCACCUUUGUUAGCAGAUGGUGUUAUGAUGUUACAUAAAGCGAAUUUUUAAAAUUCCGGGGACAAUGCGGGGACUGUGGGGACGUAGGCAGAUAUUGAAGUUAUAUGUCAUUACACUAAAAUAUUCAUAAGUUUCAUGUGUCAUGCAAGGUAAUUUUAAAAAGUUAAUUUUUUUAAUAUAAUAACUUCUGAGUGUGUUUUAAAAACAGAUCCAAGGGACUUUCAUUGCAUCAUAAAGCCUGAACAGGUAACUUCUAGAGAUAAUAUAUUCACUUAUCCGAAAAAAUCUCUUAUCCAGAAUCGGGGGAGCGUCCGUCAUUAAACGAAAUGCAUUUUAAAGUAGCUGUUGCACAGUAUCUACCGUUCCUGCAGCUUCAUGAGAAUAAUGGCAGUACAACUAUGUCUGGAUCACUAGCUGAAGCUCUCGAUGUGCUGGCUCGACGCUUAAAUUUCACGUACACAUUACACAGAGUUCUGGAAGACGCAUGGGGUGUAAAAGGACCAAACGGAUGGACAGGAAUGUUAGGAAUGUUAGAGAGAAACGAAGUUGACUUGGCAUUAGGUCCAUUUUCACUGUCAUUUAGCCGGUGGUCUUCAUUUCCGAUGUCGCUGCCCAUGUACGUGGACAACGUGCAAAUUUUAGCACCAUCGUUUCAAUGGGAACUAGAAUUAUUCAGUAUGGUCAAGAUAUUCAACUCUAGU